Messenger RNA from Aaosphaeria arxii CBS 175.79, 1203 nucleotides. Its product is annotated as 5-methyltetrahydropteroyltriglutamate-homocysteine methyltransferase. The transcript has 3 exons. NCBI's taxonomy places the organism in Eukaryota, Fungi, Ascomycota, Dothideomycetes, Pleosporales. The record is from RefSeq and is a predicted model, not a curated record. The coding region runs from base 1 to 1203 and encodes 400 amino acids. Gene Ontology annotation, molecular function: zinc ion binding; 5-methyltetrahydropteroyltriglutamate-homocysteine S-methyltransferase activity.
AUGUCCUUCCAACUCCAUCGCAACCCACCCUUCCGCGCCGAGCACCUCGGCUCCCUAAAGCGACCUCAAUACCUCCUGGACGCACGCUACAAAGAUGGCAAAUCAUCCUCUGAGCUCAAGCCCCUCGAGGACAAGGCAAUCAACGACAUCGUCAAGGCGCAAGUCGACCUGGGCUUCCGCCCCAUCUCUGAUGGCGAAUAUCGUCGCCACAUGUUCUGGGGGACCUUCUGGCCCGAAUUAGAGGGCAUGGAGGAGAUUCAGAACCCGCCCAUUGAGACGUUCCGCAUGUACGUGCCGGACAUUGCUGCGUUCAUGGAGACCGGGCAUAAGCCUGGUGAGAGCGUGUACUGUGUGGGGAAGAUUAAGCAUACGGGCAAGAGCACGUAUGUAGACCAGGUGGAGUAUUUGAAGUCAAUUUUGCCGGAGGAGCAAUGGGGAGAUAUCAAGCUUACCCUUGCGGCGCCGAAUUGGUACCAUUUGAGGUAUGUGGAUGGGAAGGCGUUUCCAAAGGAGGUGUAUGCGAAUGAUAAGGAGUAUUUUGCGGACGUGGCGAAGGCUUAUCAGGUUGAGCUUGAUAUCCUUUACAAAGCUGGGCUACGGAAUGUGCAAUUCGAUGAUCCUAACUUGGCUUACUUCUGUUCCGAGAAGAUGCUGGAGGGCUGGAAAACGGAUUCCAACAAUACCGUGACUGCCGAUGAGCUUCUCGAUCUGUACAUUGACCUAUACAACGACUGCAUUUCGAAGAAGCCAGAUGACAUGCACGUUGGUGUUCAUCUCUGCCGAGGCAACUUCGUAAAUUCCAGACAUUUCUCCGAGGGCGGAUACGAUCGCAUUGCGACGAAACUAUUCAAGACAUUGAACAUGAACACUUACUACUUGGAAUACGACACCCCUCGUGCUGGAGGUUUCGAACCCCUCCAGCAUCUACCCACGAACAAGAAUGUCAUCCUCGGAGUCAUCACAUCAAAAUUCCCAGAACUGGAGGACAAGGAAAAAAUGAAACAGCGUAUCUACGAAGCCGCCGAUAUCAUGGCGAAGGGGUCUGGCGAGACGCGGGAGCAGGCACUCAAGAGAUUGGGCGUCAGUCCGCAGUGCGGGUUUGCGAGUCAUGCGGAGGGAAAUUUGAUUGAUAUCGAGGGUAUGAAGAAGAAGCUUGCGUUGGUGAGGCAGAUUGCGGAUGAGAUUUGGCCCGGUGAGCCUUGA